Messenger RNA from Dermacentor andersoni, 786 nucleotides. Its product is annotated as putative nuclease HARBI1. The record is from RefSeq and is a predicted model, not a curated record. NCBI's taxonomy places the organism in Eukaryota, Metazoa, Arthropoda, Arachnida, Ixodida, Ixodidae.
AUGGCGGCGCGCUACGACGACAGCUUCAGAGAGUUUGUGAACCGUGCGGAGGAAAUCGAGGACAACGAAGUCUACAGUAUUGUGCCGCCAUUGCAGAGGAACCUUGGGGAUCGCCAUAAUCCCAUGGAGUUCUGCAAUGAUCAGGAGUUUUUGGCGAGGUACCGUUUCUCCAAGGCAGCUGUGCUCCAGCUGCGCUCCAUGUUGCCGCUGCAUCAGAACACGGACGGACGUGGUUACCCUGUGCCACCGCUGUUGCAACUGCUCGUGACACUCCGUUUUUACGGCGCGCGACCUUUUCAGGUUGUUUCAGGAGACCUGGUUAACGUGUCACAGCCAACUGUUUCCUGUGUUGUCACGCGGGUGUCGAAAAUGAUUGCCGGAACGUUGUUCCCUGCGCUUGUCAAGUUCCCCGACACGGGGAAAAUGCAUGAAAUCAUGCAACAGUUUUAUACGAAGGCCAAGUUUCCGAAGGUAACUGGUUGCAUUGAUUGCACCCACGUGCGUAUCAAAAGUCCAGGCGGAAACGACCCCGAAGUAUUCCGAAACAGGAAGGGAUAUUUCUCAUUCAAUGUGCAGGCUAUCACAGGACCUCAACUUCAAUUAUUUGAUUUAGUUGCAAGCUGGCCGGGCUCAGCACACGACAGCAGAAUUUUUGAUAAUAGCAAGGCAAGAGCUCGUUAUGAAGAAGCAAGUAUACCUGGCGUACGCCUUGGAGACAUGGGGUAUGCUUGCCGACCACAACUUAUGACACCACUAAAGAAUCCUGGAGGCGCAAACAGCCCAUAG